UAAACUUCAAGGGUAGCUGGGUAAGAGAGAGCAGCUGCCUGUGUCCAGGACUUCUCCAGGUGGCAGAAGCAGAAGACUGGGACUCUGCCCCACCCCCCAACCAGCACAGGUGCACAGAGGCCAGCUGGGUCUAUUCUGAAGCAGCAUGCAAGAUAACUCUGAGCAGCCACCACCCCUGUCCCAGCUGUUACGGGUGAGCUACGUGGCAGAGGCCCGAGCCCAGCAUCGCCACAGCGAGAUGAGUCGCUCUGACGCUUCUUCCUCUCGCCUCCAGAUUUAUGGCUCACUCAAAGGUAAAGGUGAGGAUGCUGUGGGCCACAAUGAUGCCCAUUUCCCAGACCUCUCAGCAUUCCUCAGCCAAGAGGAGUUGGAUAAGAGUGUGAACUUGGCCCGCCAGGCUAUUGGACAUGGGACCCGUGAGGAGAGAGGAGACAUUAAGGGCUCAGCGAAACCUGCAACCACACCCAACAGUGAUACCAUCAACCACCUCUCCUCAGCCUCAGUUUCUUUAUCCACACCUUCUGCGGUUCCUGCCUCGAACCACUUGCCUGCUUCUUUUGCUGCUCCUUCAGCUUCUUCCUCCACAACGGUCACAUCUGACAGAAAGAUGCACAACAGGCAGGACAACAUGAUGAGGAACAGUGUGGACUCCACUGGAGGAUUUAACGGCAGCAACAGUCCAGCAAAAAGCACCCCCUAUGGUCCGGAGACCCAGUCCAAGAAAGAGUUCCUCAAUAAGGCAGCGGACUUUAUUGAGGAGCUCUCCUCUCUUUUCAAGGCCAACAGUUCCAAAAGGGUCCGACCAAGAUCUUGCAAGGCCCACAGGAGCAGGAUCCAGAACAAAAGCCAAACUGAUAAUGCGGUUUAUCAGAUCAGCUCAGACAACAGGGAGCGCACCGUCAUGUCUCUGGAGGUGGAGCAGAAGAGACCCAGUCCAGCAGUGACCCACCAGUCUGUGGUCCAUCAGGAAUCGGGAAGCAGACAUUUGGAGUUUCAGGACUGCAGAGUUCCUGGAGAAGAGCAGUUUGAUUGUGUUUCUCAGGAAACAGGAGAUCUUUCUGAAAGUUUUGCACCAACAGAAAGUCCACAUCAAGCAGAGCUGGUGUGUGAGCCUCCCCAUUUCAUCCAGAAAUUGAGGAGCAGGGAGGUUCCUGAAGGUACCAAGGUCCAGCUAGACUGCAUUGUAAGGGGACAUCCUGUGCCUGAAGUCCGGUGGUUUUGUGAAGGAAAGGAGCUGGAAAACAGCCCCGACAUUCAGAUCACCACCAGCGGCGAGCUGCACUCUCUGAUCAUUGCAGAGGCAUUUGAGGAAGACACUGGUCGCUAUUCGUGCUUCGCCUCUAAUGUCUAUGGGACAGACUCCACGUCGGCUGAGAUCUAUGUUGAAGGUGCGUCCUCUUCAGACUCUGAGGGUGAACAGCGCUGUGAACAUGUAGUCCAGCUGCAGCGCAAACCACCAAAGUCAUCUCCAUCUUUACCAAAAUCAUCAAACCAAGCUCGACCUGCAAAGGAUGACAACUCGGCAGCAUCUCAGCCUGCGCCACCCACAGUCGAACCAGACGAGGAGCUUUCCUUAGAACUUAGCCAAACUGCUCCAGAAGCUCCUCUACCAGUCCGGACAUCUGCUACUAUAUUUCAAGUGCCGGAGCUCUCCAAAGUGUCCUUGGCUCCUCCUGCUGAGGAGGAGCAAAGAGUGUUACCUGUGCAGUUGUUUCCAACUUCAACAGGGAUAACCGAACUGACAGAAACUCAGGCGGUAUCAGCAGGUAUCCCAGUAAUUUUAGCGCAACAUCUGGAGCAGACAGCUGGAAGUACAACUACGACGCUGCCUUUAAACCCAGCAGUGUCAUCCAUCCUGUCAGCUGCAGCACAAACACCCCAAUCUCAGACUCCAGCCUUCAGCCAGCACUUUUCAGAAGAAAUAAACGGGCAACCUGUUAUGGCAGGCCCAGUAUUCACAAAGAGCCUACAGGACCUCAGUGCAUCAGAAGGCCAGCUGGUGGUGCUGGAGUGCCGGGUGAAAGGAGUCCCAUCUCCUCGGGUGGACUGGUACAGGGAAGGAAAAGUCAUAGAGGACUCUCCUGAUUUCAGAAUCCUACAGAAAAAAGAAAUAUGCACACUGGUCAUAGCUGAAGUUUUUCCCGAGGAUUCAGGGAUGUUUACCUGCACAGCCAGCAAUGAAUAUGGAACAGCAUCCAACGCUGCCACUCUGAGGGUCAAAGCCAAUGGCAGCAACAGCCCCCAUGUGAAGCCUUUCAGCGGUUUACUGUCAGAGUCCCGCCGAAGCCAAGAGUUCUCCCCAUCAGCUCCAGCUGCGAACUGCCAACCAGAGGUUGCAGUCAGCAGCAGCAUCAAGCCCCACGCCAGCACCAUUCGCCUUGAACCACUCGUUUCCAGCACGUUAUGCCUGGACCCAUUAAACACCAGCACCCUCCGUCUGGAACCCUCCAUCUCUGUCCACCAGGACCUGCAGGGAUCCAGUGGAGCACACACUGAUCUCCAGAGCCCCAGGCAGAUUUUCUCCAUUCAAAAACCGUUCACGGUUUCCCCUGCAGCGGUGAAUACAUCUGAGCAGAAAGGGUCUAGACCUUCAGACAGACAUGCCAAUGCUAAGGCAGCCCCAAACCCUCCGAACAGCAGCCCCAGUGUGGUCCCUCUGCCCGACCCUCCACCCAACUCCUGCCUGAAAACAGGCACCUUGACGAACCACAGAGACUUCCGCUCCAGCUCUAGAGUUGGCCUGCGCGUGCACUUCAAGCUCCCUGAGGAUGAGGAGGACGAACAAGAGGGCUCAUCCCACCACUCUGAUGAAGACCUCAGUCUGGGACCAUUCAGCAAAGACCCACCACCAGUGCUGACCAAACCUAAACUGGACCCGACUCAGCUUCAGCUUCUGCAUAACCAGGUCCUCAUGGAGCAGCAGCAAGAGAAUGAACCUCAGACAAAAUCCCACACUCAACCACAGUCCAAGCCCCCAUUCCAGAUCCAGGUCCCGCCUGAGGUCCAAAGUCCCCCUGAAGGUCCUCUGUGGUCUCCCAGAAUGCAACGCGAACCCCUGGAGCCAUCAUUUCAGUCACAUCCGAUUGCUCCCUCUGCACCUCCUCUGACCUCCACCACUCCUCCUGUUCCUUCAUUCAUCUCACCCUCAACACUUAUCACCACCUCCUGGACCCCUCCUUCUGUUCCUCACUUCAAAAUGUCCCCCCUGGUGACCAGCUUACCACCUGUAGGUCAGACAAACACCAUCCAUGCCUCCCAUCUGAACCUAUCCCCUGCAGCUCUGAGCAGAACAGCACCUAAACCCCAAUUCAGCUCCCCCUCUGCACCGAAGCUCAGCACAGUUCUAACAGAUUCAGCUUCGACCUUGCUGCAGAUUACAUCCCCAACUCCUCAACUCAGGAGCACCCACGCCUCCCUCAUGAACCUGACAGCCAUGCCCUUCAACUACACCCGGCCCAAAGAGUUCAUAGCAGCUCAGACCCUCUCACCCAUCAGGAGUCCUUCUCCAACAGAAUCACCGGUUCCUCUGCUCCAAGAGCUGGCUGCUGAGCUCAACUCUUCUGCAGCCAGCUCCCCUACCCCUCCACUAUUCUCCCCACCUCUCAGGUUCUCCCCCACAAGGGUUCUGAAGUCCCCCACCAGCCCUUCGUCCCUCGUGUCGUCACCCACCCCAGGGCAGGGGGCGUUCCUGAACAUCACGCCUGGCCUACGAGCCCAGUCCCCCCCUCAGGCCUCCUCUCCCACCUCCAGCACUUCCUCACCCAGUCCCAUUCAGAACCCGGUGGCCUUCCUCAGCUCCGUUCUGCCGUCACUGGCACCGAGUCAACCCACCAACUCAAUGGGCCUACCUAAAGGUGCUCCAUCAGGGGUUCAAAAGAAGGCCCCCAAGGCACGUCUGCCAUCAGUUGAGAACAUCCGUGAAAGCAAAGAGAUUCUGCUCCAGGACAUCGAGAAGAAACUUCGGUUUAAAAACGAUGCUCCACAAUGUGUAUAUCAGCAGAAGCUGAGUAAUAAUGGGAAAACAGCGAGCAGACUCCUUGGACCAAACACUGCUGCUACUGUCAUUAACUAUGAUGAGGAGUACAAAGUGUCCAAUUUCGAGCAACGAUUAAUGAGUGAAAUCGAGUUCCGCUUGGAGCGAACGCCGGUGGAGGAAUCGGACGAUGAGGUGCAGCACGAUGACAUCCCCACUGGAAAAUGCAUCGCACCAGUGUUGGACAAGAAGCUGAAGAACUACAAGGCCAUGGAGGGUGUGUCCGUUACUUUCACCUGUAAAAUUGUGGGCGUCCCACCUCCAAAGGUUUACUGGUUCAAGGAUGGCAAACAGAUCUUGAAGAAGAACAUUCAUUACCAGAAGAUAAGAGAAGGCGACGGGACCUGCUCCUUAUACAUCGAGUCCACCACCGGUGACGACGAUGGAAAUUACACGGUUAUGGCAGCCAACCCGCAGGGACGAAUCAGCUGCUCGGGACAUUUGAUUGUCCAAAGUGGACCUCCUCCAAGCCGGCUGACACCUAUUCAGUCUCAGAGGGUUCGCGCUCGCAUCCAGGAGGUUGAAGGAGAACAAACCCAGGAGCGUUUUUUCCGACCCCACUUCCUGCAGGCUCCGGGGGACAUGAUGGCUCACGAGGGCAGACUGUGCAGACUGGACUGCAAAGUUAGUGGGCUCCCCAACCCUGAGCUGAUGUGGCUGGUCAACGGGAGGCCCAUCUAUCCAGACCUUAACCAUAAGAUGUUGGUGCGGGAGAACGGCAUCCAUUCCCUGGUCAUCGACCCCCUGACACAGAAUGACGCCGGAACGUAUACAUGUAUCGCAAGCAACAAGGCAGGACAGAGCUCCUUUAGUCUGGAACUGAAAGUCGUUGAGAAAGAAAUGAAGCACCCUCCCCAGUUUGUGGAGAAGCUGCAGAACAUGGGUAUACCUGAGGGGGCCCCAGUGAGGCUGGAGUGCCGUGUGGCUGGUAUGCCACCUCCAGUCAUCUUCUGGAAGAAGGACAACGAGACCAUUUCAAAAACGAAGAGCAGAGUCAGUAUGACCCAGGACACUACAGGAUAUGUUUGCCUUCUCAUUCAUCCAACAGCAAAAGAUGAUGCUGGCUGGUACACCGUGUCAGCAAAAAAUGAUGCUGGAGUUGUAUCUUGCACCUGCAGACUUGAUAUCUAUGCACAGUGGCAUCAGAGUAUCCCAGCACCAAUGAGGAAAGCUCCACGAACGAGCAGCCGCUACGCCGCUCUGACAGACCAGGGGCUCGACAUUAAGUCGGCUUUUUUCACGUCAGACACCAGCCCCAUCCUGUUCGCCAGCUCCCCUCCCGAGGCAAACCUGGAGAGCGAGGAGCUGUGAACGCUCACCGUCGUGGGGAUCCUCGCGUUCUGUGACCCCCUGAGGUCAAAACACAAUGAGACUAACAAGAAAAGCAAUAACCAAGCAGAUUUUGUGUGAUACAUUUGAAGUGUUACAUUCAGAUUACAGCAGCAAUGAUGUAAUUUGUUAAAGCAAUCAGCACUAAUAGUGAGUUUUUCACCAUUCCUAUUUACUCAAGAUGUAUGAACAAAGUUUUACAUGCAGAAAAAAACA
This is a messenger RNA of Girardinichthys multiradiatus, 5578 nucleotides long. RefSeq names its product myopalladin (gene mypn). The transcript is spliced from 20 exons. The record is from RefSeq and is a predicted model, not a curated record. Gene Ontology annotation, molecular function: protein kinase activity; cell-cell adhesion mediator activity. Gene Ontology annotation, cellular component: plasma membrane; axon. Gene Ontology annotation, biological process: dendrite self-avoidance; homophilic cell-cell adhesion; axon guidance. The coding region runs from base 146 to 5344 and encodes 1732 amino acids. NCBI's taxonomy places the organism in Eukaryota, Metazoa, Chordata, Actinopteri, Cyprinodontiformes, Goodeidae.